GUACUUUGAGCACCGUUGGUCACAACCAAAGCUUGUUGGUGCGUUUCGUCGCAUCACCUGAUUUGACAUGACGUUUGACAUUUUCUUAUGUCAUUUUCAGGAAUGAAAAUGGUCGGUUUGCUCAACAUUGUUUUCAUUUAGAUUCUGAUUAGAAAAUUCAUUAGUGUGUUACGAAGAUGACAGAAAAGGAAAUUUCAGUUGAAGAGCUCGAGGAGACGGUCAAGCGCACAGAUGAGCAGUUAGACAUGAUGGAGUGGAAGAUGGACCAUGUGGAGAAGGAGCUGGUGCAGCCCAUCAACACCCAGGACAUGUGCAUCAUGCAUCUCCUCAAGUCCGUGUCAGAGGUGCGCUCGGACUACCAGCAGCUGCGGCGCGAGCUGGUGGAGGUGCAGGCCCUGCAGCGCGAGCUGUCCUCGCGGCUGCGCUCGCAGCUGCGGCUGGUGCACGGCAAGUUCGCGCGUCUGCGCCAGCGCCUCGCCGCCGCCUCCCCACCCCGCUGAGGGACACCCCUCAACACUCUCCAAAUUCUUAGUGACUUCACCCUAACACUUUGGGUUGGACUUCAAAUUUAACAGACUUAUUUCAAUUGUCAACGAAGCUGAAAGGCCCUGAAGGAUGACAUGGACUGCAAAUGAGUUCACAAUCUUUGAGUUGCGUAAUUUCAUGAGGUUAGAGUCAAUUGGAAGACCUCAAAUCUUAUGUAACUAGUUAAAUUGUAAAAAUAUUAUAGAAAUGCCCGACUGUGGGAUGUAUUGUUAUAAUUGAAUUGUAAUUACGUUUUCGAUGUUGAGAUUUGUGUUUUUAUAUUGUAUUUUUAAACAGCUUGACAGCUGAGUUUUGAUGUGGUCUAUUUUUAAUGUUAAAUUAACCGGGCCUAAGGAAAAAAUGACAAAGUUGAAUUAAUCUGAGUGCAAUAAUUAUAGUUACAGUCUUAUGACUUUUUGAGGUGGACUGACUGAUUGUUAGGAGUAGUCGCAGAUGAGGCUCAGACAACCUUCAUAAAAAAGCCUAUUUGAAGAGUUCAAAAUUACUUAUCCACAAAAUGUGUUGCAGCUAUUACGAUAACAUUUUGUUUUAAAGGGUACGAAAUAACAAGAUUAAAGGUCAUAAGAUAUAACCGUAUUUAAAAAACGUGAUCUCUGGCUAAUUGGAUAUUACUAUAAAUUUCAAAAUGUCCUCUUACAGCGACUGUCCCUAACUUACAAAAUCAUCAGUCGACUUUAAACUCUAUUAUAUUCUAAAACCGAAACGCUUAUCACUCAAACUAGUUAGAAAAUAACUUAAUAUUAAAACAUAAGGUACGUUACUAGAUUUUCGCGGUUUGUAUACAUUAUACAAUUUAGAAUAACGUGUCUUAACCGCGGACGUAAUAAACGAUUUAAAUCAUUUCUCCGAAAGUUUCGAGUAAAAUUUAAUUGGAGGGUAGUGACAGAAAUGCACACGACUUAGCGUCACGGAACUAUCAUCAUUCAGCCCGUUUACACUCGAAACGUCCAGAAAAUGGCGAAUAUAAUAAUUCAUUUAUACUUUGGACUACGAUUGAAUAAUAAAAUGUCUCUUCGAUUAAGACUCAUUGUAAUUAAUUGUAUAAUGUAUAAUCCAAAUGUCCCAAUCAUCAGAGAAUUCUCGUAACUUUAUGAAAUAGAAGAGGUUUGUCUCGAUUAUAGUUGAUAACUAUUUUAGUGCCCUAUAGGUGAUAGAGGUAUCGUAACUGUGUGCCAAUGUUACUCUAGAAUACUCCAGAUGUACGUAAACACGUUUGUCACGUUAAAUUCAUACUGAUCUCACAUGGGGUUGUGGCGACUUGGUAGCUUUUAUAUACAAAGUGUUGCCAUUAUUCAACUUUUUUUUGUAUGGUUAUUAAUUAUUAAUCUGUUAAAUGCGUAAACUUAUAUGGUUAUUUUGUGUUUAUUUAUGUCUUAAAAACGUAAAAGUCUGUAUUCUAUUAUUAAGCAAUCAAAAAUCAUAAUGUUAAAGUUUUAGAUCACACGUGAUGAUUUUAAAAUCGUUUUGUAAAUCGAAGUUUUGAUAUUUAACUGUGAUUCUUUAAAGCUUUUGUUGGAAGCAUAAUAAUAUUAAAUUUAGAAAGCACCGCGUGCUUUAUAAAUCUAGUACUACGAACGGCUUAAAGUUGUAAAACUUUGUAUGAAAGUCAGUCAGGUCGUCACGCCUCACCACACUAGUCCAUACACUAUAGCUACUGGUAGUCUCCGUAGUGAAUGUUUUGUACGUAGUAAGUCGGUGCUAAAGGAUACGGUAGACAGCUGGGAGGUGACAGGAGGCACAACUAAAGGAAAAGGGAGGGGAAGUCUUUGACUAUUGUAGUCCACUUUAUGAUAGAGAAUUAUGUCAUUUGUAAGUUUUUGAGAAUCUUUUAUACCUAUCGAAUAUUCUUUGGAAAGAUGUUAGAUUAGUUAGAUCCUGUUUUAUGAAGUGGCUUUAGACUUCGUUUUAUGAAAGAGAUGGUAGUAUUUUCUCGUAUAGUCUCUUUCUUUUACAGAAACAAGCCUUCAGUCUAAAACUUCAUAAUAUUUGUUACAGAUCUUGAGUUUUGAUAUUUUUCAAAUGUUGUUUUUGUCACUGGCUUGACCAUAUCAAUCGCGUGAUUUGAAAGUAAGGUUUGGGAUGAAGUUUUUGGUCCAAAGCACUGUCUUAGAUGGCAACACUUGACCUUCGAAUUAAAUUUAAAGGUCGAUUCCAAGGGCGCCGCUGGAACGAAUUUAAACGUGUGCUAAACGAAUAAUGAUAAUAAAUUGUAGUUCAAAUAUUAGUGGAA
Messenger RNA from Trichoplusia ni (cabbage looper), 2776 nucleotides. RefSeq lists its product as uncharacterized. The record is from RefSeq and is a predicted model, not a curated record. Lineage: Eukaryota; Metazoa; Arthropoda; Insecta; Lepidoptera; Noctuidae. Bases 177 to 500 code for a protein of 107 amino acids. The transcript is spliced from 3 exons.